AUGGAUAUUAGAGGUAGAAAAAUGAGAAAGCCACCUGCUUGUGUGCAGUGUCGUAAGAGAAAGAUUGGUUGUGAUCGUGUGAAACCAAUCUGUGGUAACUGUAAUAAAGCUGGUAAGAGCGAUUGUUUCUAUCCUGAUGUUCCUGGUAGAUAUGUUCCUUCCAGUAGUUCAUACACUAGUACCAAACAACAUGUUGAUAGACCAGUUGGGAACUUGAUCAAUAAUUAUAAUUCAAUUCCACAUUCUAAAGAAGCUACAUCAAUUUUACAACAUAACCCUGAAUUAGCCUCUUUGGAACAAAUCAGAGAAUAUAAUACGCGUUUGCAAUUAUUGAGUCAAGAUCAAACUAGAGCAUCUCCGUCACCAAUGGAAAACGCUCAGUUUAUACCUAGAGCACAUACUAGUUUUGAGAAUAAACCUGUAUCGUCCGCCAAUGAAUCUGCACGUCAUUUAAAUUGGGUUCAAGGGCCUGCGAUCUUUGAUCAGAUGACUGCUCCUUACACACAAGAGGAAGUUAUGUUGAAAGAAAUGAAUUUCUUAAGGAAAAGAUUAUUAGAAUUACAAGAAAUUACCGGAAAGAAAGUAAACGGUGUGAAUUUAUCCUUUGAUGCUUCUUUAAGCAGGGCUAAUGAUUAUUCAUCAAGUGGUAAAGCUAAUAAUAAGAAGAGAAAGAUUGAUGAGAAAGCUACUGAUGGUAUAUCUGAAGCAGAUUUGAAGUUCAGCGAGAUUUUGAAUGAGUUUAAGGAUUUGGAUCCAAGAUUUUUGGAUUAUACAAAAGUAUUUUCAAUCUUUGGUUCUCAAAAUUUACCUUUAUCUGAUUUUGAAGAUACACCAAAUUCUAUCUACACUAAUCAUUUCUUAACUUUGAGAGAUAAUUUUUCAUAUAAUUUUAGAAAGACUUUUGCCUCAGUGAUUAAAAAUAAUUACGAAACCGAAUUAACUUUAUGGAAACGUAAAAAGAUAGGGCAUGCAAGUCUGAAUUUAUUAAAUGGUCCAGUAGAAGGCAAGACCACACAAAUUAAGUUCCCAUCUCGUGAAACAACACAAGCUAUGAUUACUAGAUUCACUUAUAUUGCUAAGGAUAUAAAUCUUUUGAUUCCAAUUUUGAAAACCAGAGAAUUGUAUAGUUCUAUUGAUCAAUCGUUUGGUCGUGAACCUGUCUUUGACCCAGCUACUUUAAACAUCGGCCAGUUGAUCACAUUUGGUCAAAUUUCUUUCAGUCUAUUGUUUACUUAUGAAUCGUUGGCCUCUUCGGUAUUAAUUAUCCUAAAGGAUGAACAAUUAGAAGGAUUUAAUCAAUUGAUAAAAUAUUUACCUCAAUUAUUGAAAAAUAUUAACGCGAUAAAAGCAGAAUUGGAUAAAAGAAAAGGAUCUCUUCAAACUGUUGAAACUUUGAAAUUCACUGCAUUGUAUAAAGCCUAUCAAACAAUUACAUCUUUAUCGUCUUCAGGUUCUGGUAAAGUAAACGAUUUUGUUGAUUUUGAUGAGGAUGUUCAUUUGGCUUUGCAUCUAGGUAUUAACGAUGAACAAAAAGAUGAAAAUAAUAUGCUAAUAUGGAAUUUUAUCUAUAAGAAUUAUUGUUGGAGACAUUCCUUUAAAGGUGAAGUCCCAAUUAUGAUGAUUGGUGAUAAAUUAAACACUGCACCAAUUGUUGAUACUUUGUUGAGUUCAGAUUAUUCUUUCCUAACUUAUCAAAUGGAGACUUUACAAUACUUACAAUCUAAGGAUCAAAUACUAUCUCUAGAGAAAGUGAUACGUAUUAAGGACAUUUUCAAAAGUAAAUUCGAUGCUCAAACAAAGAGAUGUGUGUUAUCGGGCUCUACCGCAAUUGCUGUCAAUAAUGUCAUUGACACUAUUAUUUACAGAAAGGGGAUGUUAUACAUGACAUAUUAUAUUCUAUUGCAAUACGAAGUGUUAAAGGACACAGAAAAAUUCAUUGAAAUAUACAAAGAAUUACUUCAAAUGAUUCAAGAUACAAUUUUUUACAUCUUCUCCAAUCUUGCAAAUAAGACAAUAGCAGGUUAUGAGUUUAUGUACAUGAAUAAGUUAUUCAUCACUUUAAGAUUGAUUUGCACACUAUUGGUGGCUCUUCAACAACGUAGCACGUUUGCAAUCGUAGAUAAAGAGAAGGAAAACAAAGAAAAACUUUUAAGAGAAAGUGGUGCCCAAGCAGAUUUGUUUACUACGAUUUUAAGAAAAUUGUUGAUGUUACUCGAAGAUUACACCAAGAAUUGUAAAGUUAAUAAUUCCAUAGUGGCAAGCACUAUCACUAUGAUACAAACAUCGAUAGCUUUUAUUUCAUUGGGAGAUGAUCCAGUAGAAGGAGAGGAUGUUUCUGAUGACAUUAAGACAAAGAAGGCGACUCUUGUUGAAGAAAGUAAAAAAACGUUACAAAGUGCAGCGAACUGCUUCGAAAACUUUGGUGUUGAUGAUUUCAUCAAAUUUAAUAUUACAUUGAAAAACAUCUCUGAAUCAUUAAUUGUCAAUGAUUUUUAUACAAAACGUGAUCGUUUUGUCUCUUCUAAUCCAGAGACCCUUGGUAUCAAUGUUGAAACCUUUGACAUGAUAUACGAUGCAAUGGAAUAA
This is a messenger RNA of Maudiozyma barnettii, 2586 nucleotides long. RefSeq names its product Rsc3p (gene RSC3). NCBI's taxonomy places the organism in Eukaryota, Fungi, Ascomycota, Saccharomycetes, Saccharomycetales, Saccharomycetaceae. Gene Ontology annotation, molecular function: DNA-binding transcription factor activity, RNA polymerase II-specific; zinc ion binding. The coding region runs from base 1 to 2586 and encodes 861 amino acids. The transcript has a single exon. Gene Ontology annotation, biological process: positive regulation of transcription by RNA polymerase II. Gene Ontology annotation, cellular component: nucleus. The record is from RefSeq and is a predicted model, not a curated record.